Molecule: messenger RNA, 1088 nt
Organism: Ziziphus jujuba (common jujube)
Lineage: Eukaryota; Viridiplantae; Streptophyta; Magnoliopsida; Rosales; Rhamnaceae
Exons: 1
Coding region: 137-724 (195 amino acids)
Source: RefSeq, a predicted model, not a curated record
CGUUUCUCUGUAGAUCGAAAGUGGAAGCGAAGCGAAAACCAACUGUGAAAUCAAAACCCCAAAAAAAAAAGAAAAAAGAGUUUGUUCCUUUGCAAAGAAGAAACCCCAACACCACCACCCAAAAAAAAAAAAAAAAAUGGAGAAAAUUUCAAGGGCAUGUGCAUCCAUGGAUGAAGAGCAAGAGUACGAAUUCUUAAAGGAAGUAGUAGUAGUGGAACACGAAGAAGGAGAACAUGACCAGGGUUUGUCUCGCUGGGAGUUCAUCGACGCCUCAGAUGCUGAUUCUGAUUCCGAAGAAGACCGCCAUUUGUUCGAAGAAGAAGAAGAAGAAGAUCGAGUGCACCAUGAUGAUGAAGCCAAUGGGUCUCUCUCUUGUCGCCCUUCGAUUCCUUUGCCUAUACCUAAUGGGCAUGAUCGAAUCCAACGCCGUGUCGGUGUUCAUCAUCUUCUUCCUCUUGUGGAUUUGAAAUCCCCUGAUGAUUACGAUGAUGAUGCUAAUGAGGAAGAGGAGGAAGACGAUGAAGAUGAUAGCGAUGAUGGGUAUGACUUGGACGAUGAGCUCGUGCCGUGGUCGGUAAGCAACAAGUUUGGGAGGCAGAGAAUGAGGAAGUUGGGGAAAAGGGCUUUCCCGAAGAUGAACAAUUCGAAACGAUCGCCUUAUUUGUUUGUAAGGCCUGGUUGUGUUCGUGGCAAGCAUGGUCUGGGUUUGAAGCACAGUUGCUAGUGGAUCUUGAAGUUGCAACUUGGAAGUGGAAUUUGGGAUCUUUUAAGAUGCUUCUGCAUAUCUAUUAGAUUGCUGCUGAUUUCAUUUGGGUUAGAUUGUAAAUUUUUGUAGUUCUCUUAAAGCAAUUUCUAAUUUGGGGGAUGGGGAAUUUGAUUCAGACUUUUAUGGUGCUUAAUUUCUUUCACUGUUUGUUUUCUAGUGAAGGAUUUUUAAAUGUCCAUAUUGCAAUCUCUUUGCCCUUUUGCCCUUUUGUUUCUUUGUUUGUUAAUUUUAAAUGGUGUUGGUUACGUUAGAAGAAUCAUAGGCAAAGUGCAAAUGCAAAUUGAAAGUUGAAACUAUCCAAUACACCUUGUCUUUGAUUUGA